AAGAUUCUAUGACACAUGGCAGAAAUGCAAAUUCCGAUUUCCGAUUUUAUUUUGCAAUUUAGAAUUUAGUUCAAGAUAAGAAAAUAACAGAAUAAAAAAAGGAUUAAGUUGACGCUAAGAUUUUGUUAACUAAAUUUUACAUCAAGUGAAGUUUGUCGUUUUUAAACCACAUUAUAAUUUAGUGUAAUAAAAUUAAUAACCGGUAUAAUUUAUCAUGGUAGACUACAGUAAAUGGAAAAACAUUGAGAUCUCUGACGAUGAAGAUGAGACUCAUCCAAACAUUGAUACACCGUCCUUAUUUCGGUGGAGACAUCAAGCAAGAGUUGAACGAAUGGAAGAAAGAAAACAUGAAUUCGAAAAUUUAGAUAAAAGAAAGACUGAACACUCUAAAAAAGCUAAUGAACUCAAGGAAAAGCUAAAAGAGGCUGAAAAAACAAAUGCUGCAAAUUUAGCAGAGCUAAAAAAAUCCUUUCAGGAAUUAGAAAUCCAGGGUGAAAGUCUAAAAAAAGAAGAAGAGGAGAUGAGAAAAAAAGAUAAGCUUACCCCUUGGAAUGUAGACACAAUAAGCAAACCUGGCUUUGCAAAGACAGUUAUUAACACUAAACCUGCUCGUGCAAAAGAAGAAAAUCUGACUGAAGCUGAGAAAGAAGCCAGAUUGAACAAAUUUAUUAAGGAACACGAAAAAGAUCUUAAGCACUAUGGUAUGUUAAGGAAAUACGACGAUUCGAGAGCUUAUCUCAAAAGCCAUAAUGAAUUAGUUUGUGAAGACACUGCAAAUUACCUAGUUGUAUGGUGUAUCAACUUAGAAAUGGAUAAGAAACAUGAUUUGAUGAACCAUGUAGCUCAUCAGAUCAUUUGUAUGCAAUAUAUCUUAGAACUUGCCAAACAACUUGAUUGCGACCCAAGAGCUUGUGUAGAUGCGUUCUUUGCUAAAAUUCAAGUGGCUGAAGUAGAAUACAAACAAUCUUUUGACGAUGAACUCAGACAAUUCAAAGAAAGGAUUCGAAAAAGGGCUGCCGAAAAAUUGGAAGAAGCUAUAAAGGAAGUUGAAGAAGAAGAAAGACAAAAACGAUUAGGACCAGGUGGUUUAGAUCCAUUGGAAGUUUUCGAAACCCUUCCAGACGAACUAAAAGCUUGCUUCGAAAGCCAAGAUAUACAAUUACUUCAAGAUACGAUCGCUAAAAUGGACGAAGAUCAAGCAAAGUACCACAUGAAACGAUGUGUAGACUCUGGUCUUUGGGUACCGGAUGCCGGUAAGAAAAGUGCUGAAGAGAAAGGUGCUGAAGAAGGAGACGCUGCGCAGGAAAAGGAAGUUGAUGAACCUGCGUCUUAGAUAGAAACUGUUUAUAAAUGUUAAUCCCAUUUUUAUAUUGUGAAAUUAAAGUUUGUAUAUACUGCUGACCAAUGAUAUCGGGAUGUACAUUGUGUUUUGAAUCAAAUGGUAGAGUACAAAUCUACAAGUUUUCUUUAUAGCUAAAUUAUAUAUUAUGUUUCAAACGAUUCCUAAAAACGCAAAUUAUGAUGAUGUUUUUCCAAGCAAGUUUUGAAUAAAUAAUAUGCUGUUGAAAGUUCAAACCAAACCUUUCUUUCAGUGCGUCAUUAAUUUUUACGUCAUACGAUGAAAUUUUUCCCUAUACAAUAUGCCAGAAAAUACUAACCUAUAAUAACAAUUUGCCAUUUACCCGUUGACAUUGUAAAAGUUCUGUCACGAUCGUGUACUUUUGCGUCAAAUUAUCUUUAUUCGCAUCAUUGACUGUGUAUCUUUUCAGCGUUUGUUAAACGUCACCAAUUAUACAUCCACGAGUAAAAGUCGCUUUGAUAUGCAACUACCCUUUCUAUUUUCUAGGUUCUAUGUUUAAUAAUCACAGACGUACCUUUUUUUCUGUCACUUCCAACUCAAUUUGUUGGAGAGAAUUCGAUAAACUAUGGCGCAUUGAAAGAAGGGUUUGGUUUGAACUAUAUCACGGAAUUGUUUAAGUAAAUCGUGGCAAUUAAACAGUGGCGGGUGAAACUAAUUAAUAAUUUGGUUAAAUACGUUGUAAAAACAUACGCACUUGUUUGUAUGCAGAACAGUGUUAUCAUACACGAUACAUCUUUAAGUCCUUUUCUAUUAUUUUGGAUGCUUCUCCAUCUGAAACCCAUCGCAGUAAGUAUAUUCUUUUUAAAAUUUCUAAUGGACUGAAAUCUAACUUAUUCUGAAUUUUUUUGCACCUUUUUUAUUGUAACCUCAUCAUAAUUUGUGUUUGCAUUAUAUAUCAUGUUUGAAUUCAGAUUUUUGGUUAGCCAGUAUUUUUUGUAAUAGGGAACCUUCAAAAUAUACGUUAUUUCCUUUUGCAUCCGUUGCAUUUCAAUCAAUGACAUGUCUACGUGGUUGCAGUACAACCAGCUGUUUAAAAAAUUUGUACGUGUAUGCAACAUCUUCUGAGUUAAAUCAAAUUUAUAGAAAUAAUUGGUACUUAAAAAUUAAUAACUUAGUUUAAACAACGUUGAAAAAAUAUGAAGUCAAUUUAUCUUUAAUUUAUGAGUGCAAAAAAUUACAGGAAAUUCUAGUACUCUUUCCAUGUGUAUUUUUAAAUAUCACAACUCUGUAAUAUAAAGGAAUCUAAAAUACUGUAACUAAGCUAAUCUACACUCAGGUGCAAAAAAAACGAUCCACUUAAAAAUUUCUUCAUUUUUGAUGUCUCGAAUUUCCUAAACCUGUCGUCCGAUUUAAGUGAUUUUUUACCAUGAUAUAGCCCUAUUCAGGUAAACUGUCAUUGUAUACCGGGUGUACUAAUCAAACUGUGUUUUUUUCUCAGUUCGCAUCACCCUGUGGAAUAUUCUAGCAUUUAUAAAAUACUCAUUAAAAACCAACUAUAGCAUCAGGUUUUCUUAACAUUAUGUCUUUAGAUUCAUUCGCUUAUGUUGGAUAAUAAAAAAAUUAGGUACUUUAACAACUGGCCAUGUUCGCCAUCAGUACAGGGUGCUUCUAAAUAAGUGCGACAAAUUUUAAGGGGUAAUUUUACAUGAGAAAAUAAUGACAGUUUGCUUUAUAAUCAUAUGUCCGCAAACGCUUCGUUUCCGGGAUACGGCAAUUGUUUUUACAAACUGAAGAUUUAUUUAUUGCUUUAAAACCAGUUGAGAUAGGCAAAUCAAAUUUGGUGGGUUUUAAGACAUAUUUAUUGCACAUUUUUUGACAUACAAUUAAGAAUUUAAUAUUCACCAUUGGCGUGCAUACAGGUAAUAUGAUCGGUCAUAAUACCCGUUUCCGCGCCAAUGGUGAAUAUUAAAUUCUUAAUUGUAUGUCAAAAAAUGGGCAAUAACUACGUCUUAAAACCCACCAAAUUUGAUUUGCAUAUCUCAACUGGUUUUAAAGCAAUAAAUAAUCGUCAGUUUGAAAAAAAAAAUUGAACAUCCCGUAUUUCGGAAACGAAGCGUUUGCGGACAUAUGAUUAUAAACCAAACUGUCAUUAUUUUCUCAUGUAAAAUUACCCCUUUAAAAUAAGUUUGUCGCACUUAUUUAGAAACAUCCUGUACUGAUGACGAACAUGGCCAGUUGUUAAAAUACCUAACUUUUUUAUUAUCCAACACAAGCGAAUGAAUCUAAAAACAGAAUGUUAAGAAAACCUGAGGCUAUAGUUGGGUUUUAAUUUCAGUAUUUUAUAAAUGCUAGAUUGGUCCACAGGGUGAUCCGAACUUUGAGAAAAAAACAGUUUGAUUCGUACACCCGGUAUACAAUGACAGUUUACCUGUCUAGCAACAAUAUUAUUACAGCGAUAUUUUUAAUGAAUAAGGCUAUAACAUAGUAAAAAAAUCACUUAAAUCGGACAACAACAGGUUUAGGAAAUUCGAGACAUCAAAAAUGACCAAAUUUUUAAGUGGAUCGAUUUUUUUGCACCUGAGUGUAUUAACAAAAUGCGAAAACAACUCAAUGACCAUCAUCUACACCUGAACAGAUGAAUUAAUAAUAAAACUAACUCUACAUUUAUCCAUCAACAUAUAAUACAUAUACUGCGCGCUGCCAUUUAAAGCUAAGUGACGAUUGCGACAGAGAAAACUGAUGAUAUUCGGUGGGAAGUCUCUUUCUAAUAGACUGGGUUUAUUCAAUGACGUUGGGUUAAAAUGAAUUUGUAUUAGCUUUAAUAGUUUGUUUUUUGUAUUAGUAUUAAUUAUUAUUAUCAACAUGAUUGUAUCUGGCUAAAUAGCUAAUUUCUAAAGCCAUAAAUAAAAAAAAUGAUUUUUGUACAUUGUAUCUAGCUAAAUAGCUAAUUGCUAAAGCCAUAAAUAAAAAAAAUGACGUUGGGUUUAUCGAUAACGUCACUUUCCCACUGUCUCCGAUUUCAUGGACUCAUCCAAUUAGAAAGAGACUAUUCCCACCUAAUAGCCUCAGUUUUCUCUGUCGCAAUCGUCACUUAGUUUUAGAUGGCAGCGCGCAGUCUAUGUAUUAUAUGUCUAUGCAUUUAUCUUAUCUCAUAAAUCGCUGCAUUCUCUACUAACAAUGUAAAAAUUAAAUAACGUGCAACAGAUUACUAAGGAAAUACCGACUAUUUUAAUUUAACUGUAAAUACAAUACUGUGUUUAUUUAAAUUGUAAAUUCACAUAUUAUAACACUUUGUGUGUGGAAUAUAUGAAGAUUUAAAGGUUCCUUCCUUUCCAUCACUUCCAUUUUCAGGAGUUAUGUUGAAACUCUUUUCCGAUUCUUAUAAAUGUUAAAACUCUUAUAUGGUUGAAAAAAGUACAUAUACACAGUUUGUCAGACUAGGAACGACUUUUAAAAUCGUACAAUCGGCACCUGCACUUGAUGUGCAGUAAAAUACCAGAAAUUAUCUUAAACUAAAAGUCAAACAGUUCGGCAUGCACGUCAUAGAUUUAUAAACAGUACAGUCAUGACAUUAUAAUCAGUACAAACUUGACGGCAAACAAAUUCAAGAAAUUUUUUCUCAUAAGUAUAUUAGUUUUUUCGCUACCGUCAAGUUUAGCAGCAAUGCGCUGUUGCCAAACAGCGUUACAUAGCAACGUAUACAGGGUGAGGCAAAUAAAGGGCCUAUUAGAAAUAUCUCGAGAACUAAAGGCAACAGAGUCAUGAAAUUUGGAAUGAAGGGUUUUUGAAGGAUGAUCUAUUAAAUGAAAAUAUUUUCAUCUAUUUGCUACUUCCGGUUAUACCGGAAGUUGCUUAUAACUUCGUUUUUUUAAAUGGGACACCCUGUAUAUUUUUACAUUUUUGGAUUCUCUUCGAUGUCUUCUUUCUUAAAUAUGAGGUUGUGUAAUGUUAUACAGGGUAUUUUAAAAGAUAAUUACGUUUUUUUAUUAAUUUUGUAGAAACAUUCACACCCUGUAGAAUUGUAGUAGUUUGACAUCUAAAACUCUACUUACGUUCAAAUGACUUUUAAUAUAGUCUACUAUUGUUAAGAAUGAUUAGUAUAGCUAAAUUUUUAAUUUUAGUAUACAGGGUUUUCUUAAAUGGAACACCAUGUAUUUUAGUAUUGUAAUGCAAUUAUAUUUUAUGGUACUUUUUUUAUUUCUUAAGCAUUCCCUAUACCUAACUGCUUUAAUUUGUGCUUAAUCGUUAAUGGCACCAACAAUCUUAACUACGUAGGUAUUUUGAUAGCUAAACCAUUAUUGGUAAUUUUAAGGAUCAGUCUGGAUUAAUAUGUAUUUAUUUCUGAAAAAUUAUUUGUGAUUGAAUUUUUUCACGGCCAACCUAAUAAAAUUUUACAUAUUUUUUGUUGCAAUUAAUGUUUAGCUUGAAUCACCAAUAACUCACAAAUUAAACAAUUAGGUAUAGGGAAUACUUAUAAAAUAAAAAAGUACCAUGAAAUAUAAUUUUAUUACAAUACUAAAAUACCGGGUGUUCCAUUUAAGAAAACUCAGAAAAUAUUCAUUCCGAGUUUCGACUAACCCUGUAUACUAAAAUUUCAAAAUUAGCUAUUCUAAUGAUUCUUAACAAUAGUAGAGUAUAUUAAAAAUCACUUAAACGUAAGCACAGUUUUUAAUGUCAAACUAUUACAAUUCUACAGGGUGUGAAUGUUGCUACGAAAUUAAUAAAAAAGCGUAAAUAUCUUUUAAAAUACCCUGUAUAAUAUUACAAAACCUCAUAUUUUAAGAAAAAGGACAUCGAAGAGAAUCCAAAAAUGUAAAAAUAUACAGGGUGUCUCAUUUAAAAAACGAAGUUAUCAGCAAUUUCCGGUUAUCAGCAACUUCCGGUAUAACCGGAAGUUGCAAAGAGAUGAAAAUAUUUUCAUUUAAUAGAUCAUCCUUCAAAACCCCUUCAGUCCAAUUUUCAUGAUUCUGUUGCCUUUAGUUCUCGAGAUAUUUCUAAUAAGCCAGUUAUGUGCCUCACCCUAUAUAGUUGUUAGAGUUGUUUUGUUAUAAAAUUAUUGCCCAUAUUAUAGAUACGAAGCAAUUAAUGUUCACAUAAGCUGAAACGGAGUCUUUAAUGGAAGUCAACACGAACACGGCUAAAUUAGUAUUAGGAUAUUUAAAGAACCAAAAACUAAAACCGCGUACAAGGAGUUCCUAAAAACAUCUUCGACUUUAAGAAAGUUAAAGGAGAAAUCAGGAGGAAAGAGAUAUUACCUACCAGAUUUCUGGGACUAACGCUACAGGAAAUGGUAGCUGAACAUUUUGAAAUGUCCCAACUAAUCGAAGGAAGAUUGGAAAAUACCAACUAUUAUAAUGAACAUCACUCAAACUUUCGGAAAAACUCAUGUACAUAUUGACAACCAAAUUUCCUUAGAGUAGGGCUUUCACACCUAGCAUCAGCUACCAUGGUUCCCAAGUAGAUUACAUGAGUCCUGCUCAUAUUGAUGUAGAAGCUACCCCAGUGGAUACUCUUCCAGGGAAUAGUGAUCAUGAUCAUACUUUCAUACAAUCGCCCAGAAGGAAGAAAGUUUUAAAUGGAAGCAGUAGAAGUUCUUCAGAAGAUUCACCAAACGCCAAAAGAGGCGUUGAUAUAAUUGAUACUGCAGCGCUGGCACAGAACCUAAUGGAUAAUACAGUGUUCCAAGAGAAAAUAGCUUCUAUCUGAUAAUACAGUAGUUAGCUGUUCAAAAUAACCUAAUCGGCCAAUGACGCCAUAUACACUCGUCACUACUUCUAGUCAAAGAAAUGAUCGCUGUAAUAGGAAUGGCAUGUCAAGAAAAUCUGAUUAUUCCCUAUAUAUUUUUUCAAAUUUAAAAUAUGGCAACAAGGGGAAAAUUGCGUGUGAGCCUUAUUGUUUGACUUGGACUCUGAUAAGAGAAGUAUAGAUCGGCAGAAAUAUCGGAGACCGCAAAGAUCAGACCGAUCGAAAACUUUGGUGACGCUACGUUGUCAGACAAUCGGGUUUCAACGGUUUUUCGGGUUUGUAUUUUUUGCUACCUGAGUGAUCUUCGCGGUGUCAGAUAUGUCUGUACAAUUGUAAACUCGAGUUGUUAGGUACCUUUAAAAUUCAGAUAGGCAAGUCCUGGCAUUCGUCCAUUCCUUUCUACCCGAAUACGUUCUCUCUCUGCGCAAAUGGGCAAAAUUUUGGAAGUCGUUCGUAGCCUUGACGAAUAAUACCUAUCUCUUUUAUAGGCAACACUUUUAGGAUAUUGAAGAAAACUGUUGUGAACACGGUUUAAUUUCUAUGUAUGAUGUUACAUUUUUGUACAUCCAAUUUAGCUUUAUCUCAAACCAAAUUACGUUGAUUGGAGAUUGUUAUUUAAAGGAGAGAAAUUUUGUUUUAUGUGUUAAGAGAGAUUAAUUUGUUCGUGGAGCUGAUCGUGAUUGGUUAGGAUUUCAGUAGAACCCGGAUUAUCCGUGCUUACAGGACUGGACGUGGCACGGAUACUCCGAACAUGUAUUUCUUAUAUUAGACCAGGGCGCACAUGUAUUUCUUAUAUUAGUACAUUUGGAUGUUGAGAGGUGACUCAUAUUUUUUGCAGAAAUUGCUUGGAAUUAACUCAUAUAACAAUAAUUGAGUUAUCCUCCCACUCAAAAAGGUCCGGAAUAUUGUUUAAAUAAUCAAAAUGUCAAAAAGUGAAAGAAAAAUUCUAUUUUUUUCUUCGUUUUUUGAUUAUAACUUUAAAAGUAUUCAUUUCCCAGAAAAGUUGCACUAACAUAAAAGUUGCUUAAUUAAAUUUCCAUAGGAUUAGUUAGAAAUUUUAAAAAUUGUCAACCUUGUUGCAAAAUAGCAAUAAUUGCGAAAAAGACAUAAAAAAACAAGUAUUCGCAUUUUACGUUUUUCAACCAUUUAUGGUACACUUAGAACCUUCAUAUUUCACCCAGAAAAACUUUGUGAUAUAAUAAAACAAUACUGUAAAUUUCAUUAAAAUCGGUUUAAUAGAUUUUGCAAAACAAAUUUUGCAAUCCAGCUUUCGCAAAAAAAUUCAUUUUUUCAAAAUAUUGCAGGAUUGAAAAUAAAGCAGACAGCAAGUUGAAUUUUUUUACAUAUACAGUGAGCACGUAAAGGUUGGAAUAAAUUCAUUUUCUCGACAAUGAAUGAUUUUGGAAAAAAAUCCCGAAACAGGUCAAUUUUUCUUUUUAAAUUACGACUUUUUGGCAUAUAUAUCAUACUAGUGACGUCACCCAUUUGGGCGUGAUGACGUUAUCGAUGAUUUUUUUAAAUGAGAAUAGGGAUCGUGUGACAGCUCAUUUGAAAGGUAAUUCAAUUCUCUAUUCAGUAAUAUAAACAUUAACAUAAUUAUUUAUACAGAGUGUCCAAAAAUUUUUUUUUUGGAUUAAAUGUAUUGACAUAAAAAGAAGAAUGUAUGUAAUUUAUUUAGUUUAAAAUACAUUUUACUGCUCUCAGAAAACUGAAAAAAAUGUUUAUAUGAAAAAUAAUCAUUGCUUUUCGCUUAAAUUAAAUGUUCAAACUGUCAUAAGGCUGGUGGGUGGCGGCUUUAAUAUUGCAUUUAAGCAAAAAACAAUAUUUAUUUGCCAAAUAAACAUUUUUUACUGUUUUCUGAUAGCAGUAAAAUGUAUUUUGAAUUGAAUAAAUUACACACAUUCUUCUUUUUAUGUCAAUAAAUUCAAUUAAAAAAAAUUUUUUUUUGGCACCCUGUAUAAAUACUUAUGUUAAUGUUUAUAUUACUGAAUAGAUAAUUGAAUUACCUUUCAAAUGAGCUAUCACACGACCCCUAUUCUUAUUUAAAAAAAUCAUCGAUGACGUCAUCACGCCCAAAUGGGUGACGUCACUAGUAUGAUAUAUAUGCCAAUAAGUCGUUAUUUUAAAAUAAAAUUUGACCUAUUUUGGGAUUUUUUUCCAAAAUUGUCCAUUCUCGAGAAAAUGAAUUUAUUCCAACCUUUACGUGCUCACUGUAUAAGAAUACUGUACCUUUCAUUUGCAAGUUUCAAAAUUAAAAUCGGUUAACUACCACGACGUCAGGAUUUUUUUUAAAUAAACAUUAAUUUUUGAUGCUACGCGCAGGAAAGCGGAUACGUUUGCUCUGAUUGGGCAUUCCAAUGGCCUUUGAUAAUGAUUGAUAAAUUUUAAUUUUUAGUAUAUUUCGAUAUAAAUAAAUAAAUUUGUUUAUUGCAAAAUAAAAACACAUACUCUGUCUUUUAAAGCAAAAACUUUUUUAGCAAAACUUUCUUUGUUCAUAUAUUUUAACUUAGAGAAUGAAAAUUUAUUAUUUUUAAACAUAUGCAAUUAUUUCAACAGUAAUCAAAUUAAGUUGAUUUUUGUGGAAUAAAAAUAUUAAAAUACAACAAAAUAAAGAGUAAGAAAACAAUAUAUAUUAAAUAAAGAUUGGAAGAAAUUUUGGUGGAAAUCAACUUGUGUGAAUCGAACACCGCUGUCCUGCGCGUAGCAUCAAAAAUUAAUGUUUAUUUAAAAAAAUUCCUGACGCCGUGGUAGUUAACCGAUAUUAAUUUUGCAAAUUGCAAAUGAAAGUUACGGUAAUCUUCUAUAUGCAAAAACAAUUUCAACUUUCUACCUGCUUUAUUUUUAGUCCUUUCAACAUUUUGAAAAAAAAUGAAUUUUUUUGCGAAAGCUGGAUUGCAAAAUUUAUUUUGCAAAAUCUAUUGAACCGAUCUUAACGAAAUUUACAGUAUUGUUUUAUUAUACCAUAAAGUUUUUCUGGGUAAAAUAUGAAGUACUUAAGUGUAGCACAAAUGGUUGAAAAACGUAAAAUGCGAAUACUUGUUUUUUAUGUUUUUUUCGCAAUUAUUGCUAGUUUGCAACAAGCGUGACCAUUUUUUUAAAUUUUAACCAAUUCUAUAUUGUAGCAAAUUUAAUUACGCAACUUUUAUGUCAGUGCUACUUUUCUCGGAAGCGAAUACUUUUUAAAGUUAUAAUCAAAAAACGAAGAAAAAAUCGAAUUUUUCCUUCAUUUUUUGACAUUUUGAUUAUUUAAACAAUGUUCCGGACCUUUUUGAGUGAGAGGAUAGCUCAAUUAUUAUUAUAUGAGUUAAUUCCAAGCAAUUUCUGCAAAAAAAUAUGAGUCACCUCUCAACGUCCAUCUCAAAACAGAUGCGCCCUGGACUAUAUAUGAUACUUAUGUACACUCAUACAUAUUAUGUACCUACUAUAAAAAGAUAAUAAAAAAAAAUAAAUCUCAUGAGUUUAAUCCAACUCAUAGGUCAAUCUUUUGACGUAUUCUGCACAACUUCAAUAUGGUUCCUAGGUUCUCGUUGCUCAAGUAUAGUGGAAUAUUGGCAGAUUGCUCAGCCACCUGAUCAGUUACUCUUGUGAUUGAUACCGUCCCAUCAUUUUCUUCGUCGGGAUCUGAUGAAUCAGUUUAAAAAGUUCUUUUAUUUUCAAGUUUCGUGAAAAUCUUCGCUUGUUUAGGACACAUUGGCCCAGAGAUUGUAACGCCCUCUGAUCUGUUCUACAAAAACCACUUGGUUGGAAAAUGAUUUAUCGAGUUGUUGAAAGGUCGAUACUUUCAAUUAUUUCCUUGGAUAUGUUUUUAAAUAAGUCUGACUUAGAUAUGAAAUUUCCUAGAAUUUUGUGUGGUCUGCUUAAUACUAUCUUCAUAUAUUCAUGAUAACGAUGUGACAUUUUCACCUUUCCACUUCUGUUUAAAAUCGCUAAUGUUUGUUUAAUCGGUAAAAUAUUCUUCUUGCGUUUUCCACUGGUUAUUGCCAUUUUGAAAAUCAAGCGGCAGAUGAUAAGCGAAUGUCCAGGGAUACCCUGAGUAUUAUUCAUGGGCGCCCCAGGGGGGCCGUGCUCCCCCCCUAGCUUUUCGGGUGCUUUAAACUACAUAUAUAUGGUUAUCAAAAGUAUACAAAAUGUAAUGUGCAACAACAUCACGUCUGCCCCCCUCUAAAAGUUUUUAUAUGGGCACCCGUGGUAUUGUUGUAAUCGAUAUUGCAUUAUGCAUCUCCUUCAGGCCGUAUAGUGUUUUUGUCGAGUAAUUUAUGGUUAUGCUAUUUCAAUAAAGCCUCGAAAUGCAAUUUGAGUAAUGGAAAAUCAUAGCACGGAUAAUAAUUUACAGCCCUGAUACUCCGCGCACGGAUAACAGCUUGUUUACAUGGGCGGUUUGCCAACGUUUGACGCCGCGGUUUACCUGAAAAACCCAACCGCCGCGGUUCGUACACAUGAGAGCGAUUGACUGGCGGUCUCAUUCCUCCCCUAGUAAACUUACAACCGCCGCGAUUUGACGACGGAAAAGUUGCAUGUGUACGAUGUUGAGCGGUUGCAUUUGUUUCUAUGUUAAACUUGAACCGCGGCGGUUGGGUUUUUCAGGUAAACCGCGGCGUCAAAUGUUGGCAAACCGCCCAUGUAAACAAAGCGUAACUGGGAUUCUACUGUAUUUAAAACACCUUUAAUUGGCAUCUGUUCAGUUGUAACGAGAGAAAUACUUUAUUUAUAUGAGUAAUCUUUUUAUUCUUUGUAUUUUUAAGUAAUUAUUUGUAUCAAUAAUGCGGUUAAUUUCCUUUAUGUUCAGUUAGAGAAACUCCGAAAUGAGAGAAAUACUUUAUUGACAUUAUUAAUCUUUUUAUUCUUUGUAUUUUAAUUAAUGAAUUAUUUCUAUAACGAAUGUGAUUAAUAACAUUGUAAAUAUAUUCAUUCAGAUAUUCAUUGUGAAAGAAUAUAAUAAUAAUAAUUUUUUAUGUUACUUGCUGAGUUUUUCUUAAACUACCUUGACACAUUGACUGUUUUGUGACGAGGUCUUUAAAGUCUGUUUUAGACUAUAACAUAAAAUGAUAUAUAAGAAAAUGGUACACUAAGUUUUGUCACAAUGUAAAACAGGAAACAAAAUCUGUUAACAGAAAAUGUUAUACAAAUUGGAACAUGUCCUAUUUGAUAACAAUUUUUAGUACAAAGGCAUGCGCAGUUAGGUUAUUUUCGUUAUACUGUUCUUUUGUACUUUUAUACUGUUGGUUCUUUUAAGGUUAACUUUUCUUUUAAGAAAUGUUGCAAUGGAAGCAGCUAAAAUUAAUAGAGUUUUCUUAUCCAUCAUAUGUAAUAUAAAAUAUCAAAGAUAAAACUAACUAGGUUAAAUGUUGAGGAAAAUAAGGUUAAAAUAUUCUUAAAAGAAAAUAAGAAGAAAAUUGAGGUUAACAGUGCAUGUACCAUCACAAAAAUAUAAAAAAGUGUUUUUUUAGCAUGUAAUGCGCAGAAUCACAUAACAUAUUCUAAUAGAAAAAAGUGAAAUGUGAUGGUGGUAAUACACAAAACUUCUUGUCUUAAUAUUGUACACAAUAAUUUCAUGUAAUUUUUGUUAAGUAUCAUUUUCUGUUAACAAAAAAAAGUAUAGUCUAAAACAGUCUUUAAGAGCUCGUUCCGCCAAAUAAGAAGUUGGUCAAACCAGCAAACACGUGUAUGUUCUCAAAAAAAUUGAUAGUGUGUAAAAAAAAUAUUUAUCAGCUAAGUACUUUCAACACAUUACGUGCCAUCAUCAGAGCUUCGUCCUAUUAUAAAUCCUUCAUAGAAGAGCAAUUGCCAAACAACACAUUAAAAAACAUAGAUACUGGGCAAAUCCACAGAUCUCGGGUAUAAAAACCCCUUAAAAUUAAUAAAUUCACAUCUAAAUUCUUUCUAUUUUGAAAAAGACAACAUGGCUGCGUCAAACCAUUUUUAUACCCGAGGUCUAUGGCUUUGCCUAGUAUCUAUGUUUUUUAAUGUGUUGUUUGGCAAUAGGGAACUUACAUAACAUUUUACAUUCGAAAAAAAUGUUAUAAAUCACAACAGAACAUAAUUUAAAACAUGUAUCAAAGAUAAAAUAGUUUUGUUUGGCUUUCGUUUGGCCCCUAAAGACGAUUAAAAAUUCAAAUUAUUCCAGCCAGGCCAAAACGCGUCGUGACGUCAUCCGUUUAUAUGUUUACAUUCUUCCAACAAAGUAAACAGAAUUUUAAAUUAGACGUUAUAAACGUCAGUAGAAAAUACAGUUAUGUGACGUUACAAGUGUUUUUGAUCGUUUGAACUAUUCAUAGAAAACUUGUACUUUUACAAAAUGGUUUUAUUUUCCGUAGUAAACCUUCUUUCCUUUCCUUCAAUAACUAUAUCAAACUCCAAUGUCAACAAACUGGUAUAUAUUAUUACAAUGACAUACGAUAAAUGUUGAUAGAAUAUAAAUAUUUUUCCUUUAUUCCGCGACGAGGUAUACCCAAGUAGGUGGAGGCCAAUAAACUAAAGAAGAAGAAGAAGAAUAUACCUAAUUAUAACCAUAAACGGAACCAUAUAAUUAAACUGUGUGACGUCACGGGUCAUUUGAACUAUUUUAAAAUACAGAAGACUUUAAAUUUGUACUUCUAAGUUAUUAUGAGUUUUUGAAGCGUAAAAUUUUGGAACUGUCAUUUUUAUAGAAAACUGAACAUUAUUAUGUAAUAAAAAAAUGUGCAAGUUCCCUAUUGCUCUUCUAUGAAGGAUUUAUAAUAGGACGAAGCUCUGAUGAUGGCACGUAAUGUGUUGAAAGUACUUAGCUGAUUAAUAAAAAAAAUUUUACACACUAUCAAUUUUUUGGAGAACAUACACCUGUUUGCCGGUUUGACCUACUUAGAAGUGUGUACAAGUCAUACAGUAUUUUUCAAUUAAAUAAGAAGUUGUUUAAAAACUGUUCCCGCAGGUAACGUAUUAACAAUAUGUUUGUGCUAAAGUCAAUGGGUUCUUCUGAUCAUGAUACGUCAGCUCCGCGGAUAAACUAGUAUUAAUUUUGUUUUGGUCAGCAUGUUGGGUAUAGAAGAGUAAAAGCUCACGUAAAACCAAGUUGCACGUUUCAGUACAUUAACUGUUGUAAUAUUGUGAUUCAAGCUGUAAUUACUGAUCUAUUCGAAAAACAUUGAAUUAUUUAGUAAUGAAUUCUUUUUAUUAUUAAGUAAUUUUCUUUUAUAUUAAUGAAUUCUUACUCUUCUGGCUGGAUUAAAAAUAGAAAAUUUUUUAUACGUAUGUUAUACUUAAAAAAAUAUUUGCUUUGUAUUUUUCAGUGCCGUCAUAAUAAAAGUUAAGCGUUGUA
Molecule: messenger RNA, 14339 nt
Organism: Diabrotica virgifera virgifera (western corn rootworm)
Lineage: Eukaryota; Metazoa; Arthropoda; Insecta; Coleoptera; Chrysomelidae
Gene: Cdc37
Product: hsp90 co-chaperone Cdc37
Exons: 5
Coding region: 215-1333 (372 amino acids)
Biological process (GO): protein folding; protein stabilization
Cellular component (GO): cytoplasm
Molecular function (GO): heat shock protein binding; protein kinase binding; protein-folding chaperone binding
Source: RefSeq, a predicted model, not a curated record